Molecule: messenger RNA, 3946 nt
Organism: Phalacrocorax carbo (great cormorant)
Lineage: Eukaryota; Metazoa; Chordata; Aves; Suliformes; Phalacrocoracidae
Source: RefSeq, a predicted model, not a curated record
GGGAGCGGGCAGAGCUGCGGGGCCGGCGCCCUGGCAGGGGACGGGCUGGCACAGGAACGGCUUUUCCAAGGCGCAGUUCUCGACGCGAGGGAAAGAAGCCCUCGUCAGGCUUGUAAAAACUGCUUUAAAAGACAAAAGCAACACCCUCCUCGUGAAGAAGCAGUGCCGAGGCCGCGGCGGGACGCCGGCCCGACGCCGGGUAGGGCGGAGGGGCGCGGAGGGCCGCCCCGCUCCCGCCCCUGACCCCGCCGGGCGGGCAGCGUGCUGCGGGGUGGCACCGCCCGCCGCUCCGCCGGCCCCGGCCCCGGCCCCGGCCCCGGCCCCGGCCCGGGCCCGACCCCGCCCGGCCGCCCGGCCCCUCCUUCGCGGCGCUGCCUGUCGCGCUCCGGGCUAAGAAGAUGGAGGACUACGGGCGAUUCUUGGCGCUGCUGGUCUCGGCGCUGCUGGUCGGCUUCGUGUCGGUCGUCUUCUCCCUCGUCUGGGUCUUCCACUACCGCGAAGGGCUGAGCUGGGACGGAGGCCCGCGGGAGUUCAACUGGCACCCCGUCCUCAUCAUCACGGGCUUCGUGUUCAUCCAGGGCAUCGCUCUUAUUGUGUACAGGUUGCCCUGGACCUGGAAGUGCAGCAAACUCCUAAUGAAGUUCAUACAUGCUGGAUUAAAUACCAUAGCUAUGAUUCUUGCAAUUGUUUCUAUGGUAGCCGUGUUUGAAUACCACAAUGCCAGGAACAUUCCUAACAUGUACAGCCUGCACAGCUGGAUUGGGCUGACUGCGGUUAUAUUUUAUUCUCUCCAGCUUUUCUUGGGUUUUGCCAUCUUUCUGCUCCCUUUUGCUCCAGUUCCUCUCCGAGCAGCUCUCAUGCCAAUACAUGUUUAUUCGGGUCUUACCAUCUUUGCAGCAGUGAUUGCAACAGCUCUCAUGGGAAUCACAGAAAAGCUUAUAUUUUCAUUGAAGACUCCUUCAUAUAGUGCAUCCCCACCAGAGGCAACUUUUGUCAACUGUCUUGGUCUUUUGCUUGUCAUAUUUGGUGCACUUAUUUUGUGGAUGGCGAGCAGGCCCCAUUGGAAGCGCCCCCCAGAAGAGAAUGCUAAAAUUCUGCGGCCCAUUGGAGGGACUCCUGAAGGCACAGAAGCAGAAUCCACAAUGACAGAUGGCAGUAAUGGAGAUAAAUCUGACCUGAGGAUCAAUAGUGAAGCAGCCAGAAAACAAAACCUCAAACCUGAUGAAGCAUGCCAACGGUCAACUAUGUAAAGAAAAUACAGUAACAGCACUGUCAUACUGCCAACCCCACGCCCCACCCCUGCCCCCGGUUCCUUCCAAUUUAGUUAUAGUGAUAUAUAAAUAGGUUGGGGUUUUAUUUUCAGUAUGGCUUGCUCAGAGAUACUCAAGUUUCCUGCAUAUGAAUUCCAGUAAGUCCCAAAUAUAUUGGUUCAUGCUCAGUCCUCAUUUAAAAAAUGAGAGGGUGAAUGACAUCACAUAAUGGCAAACUCACAUAACUGGAAAAUGUUUUCCAUAUCACUUUUUAAUGUAAUGUUUAUACCUCUUAUAGUAGUGAAAAGUUAACAAGAUUCAGACUAAAUUUUGCCCUGAGUGAUUUUGCAGGUUAUGAAUUGGAGUCAUGAAGUAUACCAGACAGCAGAAUUUAGUGAGUCACACAUAAUUUUUCUGGUAAUGUUUACUUUUUUAAAGCCCUGAUUACCCCACCACCAUCAGCAGCUGCUAAGAUCUAUGGGAUCUGAGGCCAUUCAGCACUUUGCAGAGUUGCACCAUAAAAAUGUUUAGUCUAAAAUUUUGAAUUAAAAAAAAAAGAAAUUAAAGUUUGCCUCAUAUCUCCAUUAAAUGUUAUGUUUCCAUUAAAAACUUCUGGUUUUUUGAAUCAGAACGUAUCUGUUCACUUUUUAACCAACUCUAUCAAAUAUACUGUAUACAGACAACAUUUGGCUUUGGAUUAUGUGCGAUCAUUACUGAAAUCCAAGGAAAUUUUAACACAUCCAAACGCACAAUUUGUCUUAUUUGGAAAGCUAUAGAUACACACUUAGAAAAAUAUGUAUCACUUAAACUAAGUCUUCUUUUUAUCCCAGAAGGCAGCAUUUUACUAUCUUUAUUUGACUGAACAGUCCUAUUGAUUCGUGACACUAGACUAGAGAUUAGGAGGUUAGAAACCAAAGACUGCUAGCAGUCUCACCGAAGAAAGGAGCUUGAAGUGAGAAGUGCUUCCUCCAGGAAACAGCUGAUCUUUGCUGAUUUGAUUAAAAUGCUAUCAAUUAAAUGAAAGCCAGUUUUUGUAUCUCCACGCUGGUGUCAAAAUCAUUAUCAUCCCAGGCAUGAAGACACAGUUUAGUCUUUAAGCAAACUAUAUAAACUCUAUGGCUUUUAAAUUUGAAAUUAAAGUGUUAAAUAAUGCAGUUUGAGUCUCUACUGGCACUUUACUUUUAUCGCUCUUUCUAGUAAUCGGAGUAUUAAUGUAUUAUACUCAUUCAUUAUUUUCACAGAUAUAAACAAUACUUAUAUUUUUACUACUACUACAUAAGAAUAAUUAUAGUAGGUUAUUUUGAUUGCACAUGUCCAAAAUGAUGAGCCUUUCACUUGUAAAACCUGCAGAGCCCACAAAUCCAAAUCUACCAGUGUUUGUGUUGCAAUAUAGACAGUUUCAGACAGCAUAUAAUUCCCUAUUUUUUAAAGACUACAUAAAUUUUUGUCUACUUCAGCUUUUUAAAAUGUUUAAACACAUUAAACUUUAGCAAAUAUGCGAUUUUUGUAGUUCAGUGUCGCAUUAGUACAAACAAUUUUGAUCAUGAGUGAUUUUGGAUCUUCUGUGACAAGAAGCACCUCAGUUCCUGUUAUUUGAUUUGUAAUAACAUUUAAUUAUUUGGUGAAUGCAGUAUAGAAAGCUAGCACAGUAAAUUAUUUUAAAAACUUUUUUGCUGUACCAUUUGGUACUCAGGGACUACAUCCCAGAGUUCUGUGCUUUCACUUACAGAAGUUUUGUGGGUGACUGGGACCCACUUAGCAUUGGUGUAUUGUUUCAUUUGAGAAAAUACCUGCUUUUAAAUACCUCAGUGUAUUCACUGAGUGAAUUCAGGUGUGAUAGAGGGAAUACUAUCCCUCUGUCCUCCAGUCCCACUAUGUGCAAUGGAUUGGACAGCUUUUUCCCUGUUUUUCAAGUUCCAUGCAAGUAUCUGUCUUCCCUAAAAUUGUUCUGCCCAGCUUCAGCAUAAAAUCCAAACAGUGCUGAUAGCAGCUUUCUGAGAGAAAAACAAGAGCACUUGUUUUACAUGACAUUAGUGCUCAACUGACAUGGCAUGAUUAUGUUAUGCAUCCUAUUACAAAUUUAUAUAUUGAACAUUAAGUAGGAACAGGGAUUCGCAGCAGAUUCUGCAGAACACUAAACUGCUGUCGUCUUCUGAUGUCGUUAUGUUCUGCUCAACAAGUCUGCUUUUCUGGUGAAAUCAGUAAGCAUCUUAGAGUGGUGGAUGCACAUUUAGUCUUUGUGAGAGAUGCUCUAUUAACACUUUCAAAGUAUAAUAGGUGAAGUGAAUAAAUGAAGUCAACUGUUCUAGUAAUUUACUAUGCUAGCUUUCUGUACCGUACUCACACAGCCAAGCAUUUUAAUGUGGUAUGUAUUGGCCUGUUACUGUGUCUCAUCCACCUGUGAAAAUGAGCUCAUUCAAUCCUUGCAUAGUACUAAGUCAUCUAGUAAAAGCAUGUCUUUCUGUGGAAGGUAGUCACUUGUCUAAGGAUUGUUCUGGAAGAAACUCUAAGUGUACAGUACAUUGGGAAAAAAAAACCACAAAAUCUGUGAUUUCUUUUGUUACAACUCUGACUUGAAUGUAUUGAAAUCAACAGCUUUUAGGUGAAGGUUCUAUAUGCUGUUAAAGUUAAGCUGUAGUAACCAGUAUGCAUUCUGUUGUCUAUUUUAUUCCAUGUACUGUUCAGGAGUAAUGAUA